CACAACUGCCAGCCACAGCAGUGAGAGCAUCUGGUCUGUUCCACAUUACACCCGGGGACUGCUGCCGGCUCGGACACAGAGAAGCACAAGAAACAAGUAGAAAGGGAAAACUAACCAUCAAUCAAGACAAACCACUGGCAGUAGAUCCCCUCCAAGGAGCAGAAAAUGAACAGCAAAUUCCAGAUAGUAAUUCUAGUGGUCCUUGUACUUAUCUGCGCCUACGUCUCCACAGGAAGCACCAGCGUCGUGCCGAGAUGCCUCUGCUUUCAAACGGUGAAGAAGGUGCGUUUACAGAAUGUGACGGAUUUCCUGAUAAUUCCCAAGGAUGCUCACUGUUCAGCUACUCAGAUCAUACUCUUAGUGAAUGUAGAAAAUGAGCAAAAGGAAGCGUGUCUUAAUCCAGACUCAAAUCAAGGGAGACACCUGAUUUCAUGUUGGCAGAGAAUUGGCUACAACAUGAGCAGGAAGCACCAAUGUCUUAAAGUCCAGAGACGAAAAAAUUAGGAAAACAGGAGCUGAAAGAAUCACUGAACCAUGAUGUUAUUCAGGAUGAUAAAAAAAGAUUGAGAUCACUGAAUCUUACUUUCUUUUUUAAUUCCUUGUAGUGUUCAAUGUGGAAGCACUGCAUUUAACAGUGCUCAAACCGUCACUAAUAUUUCAGAACCACGUACCAAGACAUUGUCUGCUCAGUCCUUUGUCUUAUUGAAUCUAUUGUUGAUGUCCACUCCUGGGCUGUGACAUGUGAAACAAAGAUGAAUGCAAAGAUACAAUUUAUUUAUUUCUGUUAUAAUUAAAAUCUAUGCUGCCUAAUAUUAAAUUAGCACCUCCACAUCAAGUAAUGAUCAUAUAGGAUCAGAUGUAGUUUCCUUCUUGUGUGAGAUGAUACACUUGUAAAAGUUAAUCUGCUGAAUAUUCCUUCCAGUGUCUACGAUUUGUCCAGGACAGUGUGUGUAAAACGUAAUUCCAAAGGGUUUGUCUUAAGGAGUUCAAAAAUAAUCUAGAUGAAAUUGUAAAUCAUUCAAUGGUUUACAGAGCUGAACGAAUUAAUUGUAGACCAAUUGAAACUGUUUAGUGUUUACAUGAAUUUGCACUACAGUGCACUCUUAGCAAUGUAAUUAUAAAGUAUUACCUAGAAUUGUAUAACUUAUGCACAGUUUGGUAUUAAGCACAGAGAUAUUUAUAUAAUGUAAUGUUUCUAUUUGUUAUUGUAGAACAGAAUAUAUGUAUUUUUGUAAGUUGAACCAUUUUGCCAAACUUGUUUGUAUGGAUGCUAAACAUUUCAAAUUUUCUAAUAAAAUUCUUAA
Hypanus sabinus (Atlantic stingray) is the source of this 1304-nucleotide messenger RNA. Its product is annotated as growth-regulated alpha protein-like. The transcript is spliced from 5 exons. The record is from RefSeq and is a predicted model, not a curated record. Bases 166 to 504 code for a protein of 112 amino acids. Gene Ontology annotation, molecular function: chemokine activity; CXCR chemokine receptor binding. NCBI's taxonomy places the organism in Eukaryota, Metazoa, Chordata, Chondrichthyes, Myliobatiformes, Dasyatidae. Gene Ontology annotation, biological process: neutrophil chemotaxis; chemokine-mediated signaling pathway; cellular response to lipopolysaccharide. Gene Ontology annotation, cellular component: extracellular region.